ACCUUCCCCGAUUUAAAAGCGAGAAGAGGGCAGUUGGCGGCGGAAGUGGGAAUAUCGCCCCUCAGUCCACGACGAGAUCCGCUGCUGGCCGGUCGGUCGGAGAGAGAGAACUAAGCGUGCGACAGAUGGGAGGCCUUAAAGGAGGAAAAGGAGCGAAGGAGAGCUCCACUGCGUCCCAAAGCUUAUGGCUUGCUUCGAAUCCGAGCAAGAGAUGGGGGGAGGCGUUCUUUCUACUCUACACUCCCUUCUGGCUCACCCUUACCAUCGGGAUCGUGGUUCCUUACAAGCUCUACGAGAGAUUCACUGAAUUGGAGUAUUUGCUUCUUGGGUUGGUUUCCGCGGUUCCGGCUUUCCUGAUACCCAUUUUUGUUGUUGGAGAGGCAGACAGAGGCAAAUGCUUGAAGGAUCGGUACUGGGUAAAGGCAAAUCUCUGGAUAAUAAUUUUUAGUUAUGUUGGGAACUACUUUUGGACUCAUUAUUUCUUCACUGUACUUGGAGCAUCAUAUACUUUUCCGUCAUGGAGAAUGAACAAUGUACCCCAUACAACAUUCCUUCUUACUCAUGCUUGCUUCCUAUUUUACCACAUGGCAUCCAACAUAACUCUUCGUAGACUACGCCGCUCCAUUGCGUACUUACCACAGCUAAUUCGGUUGGUCACCGAAGCUUCAUGGAUUUUGGCCCUUGCUUAUUUCAUAGCAUACUUGGAGACAUUAGCUAUUUCAAAUUUUCCUUAUUAUGAGUUUGUCGAUCGAGCUUCGAUGUACAAAGUGGGAUCCUUGUUUUAUGCAAUUUAUUUCAUCGUGAGCUUCCCUAUGUUUUCAAGGGUUGAUGAGAAAAAUGGUGAACCAUGGGACCUACCAAGAGUGGCUGUCGAUGCAUUGGGUGCUGCGAUGCUUGUUACCAUAAUACUCGAUUUAUGGCGUAUAUCUUUGGGGCCCAUAGUUCCAAUUCCAGGAUCAGGUCAGCGCAACCAACCAGGCCUUGCAUGGUUCCGCAUGCCGGAGAGCUUUAUGCAAAAUGAGAGUGCAUGAUAUGUGGGGCUGAAGACUUCCUGCAAAAGAAAUGUUCUGUUGUAAUAGCUUCUGUAUUAGCUCCAUAUGAAGAGCUUGACCCCCAUUUCCCUGAAGUAUUCUAUCAGAGGCUCAUGAGUAGUGCAGCUUAGAAUUUAAAUAAUUAAAAGGAACUGUAACAAGUAAUGUUCACUGUUCAUUUUCAAUUUGAUGGAACAGCAAAUGCUAAACUGUCUACAUUUCAACUUCAUAUGCACAUCAAGAUUGAAAUGUCAAGGUUUCCAGUGAACUAUCA
Messenger RNA from Phoenix dactylifera (date palm), 1305 nucleotides. RefSeq names its product cyclopropyl isomerase (gene CPI1). Gene Ontology annotation, molecular function: cycloeucalenol cycloisomerase activity. The record is from RefSeq and is a predicted model, not a curated record. Lineage: Eukaryota; Viridiplantae; Streptophyta; Magnoliopsida; Arecales; Arecaceae.